AUGGCUCCUCAACUUGAUGGCUACUUCAAGCAGGUCGAUACCCUUUCCGACCACUUUAUCGAGCGCCUACGGAAAGCGGUUGCCAUCCCGUCCGUAUCUGCAGACGAAGAGCGCCGACCGGAUGUCGUCCGCAUGGGCGAGUUUCUUGCCGACGAGUUGUCCGCACUAGGAGCACAGGUCGAGAAGAGACCAUUAGGCAAGCAACCUGGCAAGGAGCAUCUUGAACUCCCGCCUGUGGUUAUCGCUCGUUAUGGUAAUGACAAGAACAAGCGGACCAUUCUGGUUUACGGCCAUUAUGAUGUGCAACCGGCUGGAAAAGAGGACGGAUGGGCUACGGAGCCUUUCGAGCUCACCGUUGAUGAUAAGGGCCGAAUGUACGGUAGAGGAAGCACAGAUGACAAGGGACCGGUGCUAGGCUGGCUCAACGCGAUUGAAGCUCAUCAAAAGGCUGGUGUUGACUUCCCCGUCAAUCUCCUCAUGUGUUUCGAGGGUAUGGAGGAGUAUGGCUCGGAGGGUCUAGACGACUUUAUCAAGGCGGAGGCAGAUAAGUACUUCGCCGAUGCUGAUGCCGUUUGCAUAUCUGACAACUACUGGCUCGGAACGGAAAAGCCCUGCCUCACAUACGGUCUCCGUGGCUGCAGUUAUUAUUCCGUCGAGGUCUCUGGCCCCGGCCAGGACCUUCACAGCGGUGUCUUUGGCGGCACGGCUCAAGAACCAAUGACAGAUUUGGUACGGAUACUUGGCAGCCUCGUUGAUACACAUGGGAAGAUUCAGAUUCCAGGUUUGGCUGAGCUUGUUGCUCCACUUACCGACGACGAGAAAUCCCUGUAUGGAAAUAUCGCGUUUGAGAUGUCCAACCUUUACGAAUCGCUGGGUAGCGAGACCUCGAUCCACCCUGAUAAGGAGAAGACCCUCAUGGCCCGCUGGCGUUACCCCUCCCUCUCUGUUCACGGUAUUGAGGGCGCUUUCUCACAGCCAGGUGCCAAGACGGUGAUUCCCGCGAAGGUCAUCGGCAAGUUCUCUAUCCGCACAGUGCCUAAUAUGGAGCCCGAAGAUGUCGACCGUCUUGUUUUCAAAUACGUUGACGAACAGUUCAAGAAUCUUGGUAGCAAGAACACCUUGAACUGCACGCUUCAACAUGCAGGCAAAUGGUGGGUUGCCAGCCCAAAGCACUGGAACUUUAGUGCAGCCGCGAAAGCCGUGGAGAGGGUAUGGGGCGUCCAACCAGACUUGACCCGAGAGGGCGGCAGUAUCCCUGUGACGUUGACUUUUGAACAAGCAACCGGUAAGAACGUGCUUCUACUGCCAAUGGGCAGCUCUACGGAUGCAGCACACUCCAUCAAUGAGAAGCUCGACAAGCGGAACUACAUCGAGGGGAUCAAACUGCUAGGCGCAUAUCUGCAUUAUGUCGCUGAGGAGCCCAUGUCUAAUUAG
Venustampulla echinocandica is the source of this 1434-nucleotide messenger RNA. Its product is annotated as Glutamate carboxypeptidase. Lineage: Eukaryota; Fungi; Ascomycota; Leotiomycetes; Helotiales; Pleuroascaceae. The coding region runs from base 1 to 1434 and encodes 477 amino acids. The record is from RefSeq and is a predicted model, not a curated record. Gene Ontology annotation, biological process: proteolysis. The transcript is spliced from 2 exons. Gene Ontology annotation, molecular function: metallodipeptidase activity.